AUGGCAAAUAUAGAACGCUUCGUUGAUCUCAUUGACACAUUUCAGACUGAAUCUGUUCAAACAUUUGCGCAAAUUGCAAAUAUUCGAAAUACAAUUAAAAAUAUAAUGCACAGUGCAAAAGUGGAAGUGCGAAAUAUUCAAAAAAUACAGGAGGAAAUUGUUGCACCUACAAUAAAAGUUAAAGGAUAUGAAAAAGAUCAAAAUAAAUACAAAUACUAUACGACACUAAACCAGGUACCGCAUGAUAUUAAAGCAAAGUAUGAUGCUGCUACAAACAAUACAAACAAAGCAAAUCAAGAUUUGAUCACUGUGAAUGGCAAAAAAAGAAUACUGGAAGCUACAUUAAUACAAAAGCUCGAUGAUAUUAAACGACAAUGUACUGAACUCAAAAAGAUUUGUGGCGGCUUCAAUCUUGUUAAUGAAAUAAAUGAUACGAUACACCAAUUAGAGAUUCCAAGAAACUCUAUCCGAGAUUUUGAUGUACGUCGUCAAGCUGACGAAUUUAUCAAUAAUUUAAAAGCAUUCUGUAAUGCAUUAGAAGCAACUGGCAGUCAGCAAAGAGUACAACAGAAAAGACAGCUGCAAAUUGUCGAUACUUAUAGUUCAUAUCCUGUAGCAGCGGCGCAGAACACGAAUCCUCCAACGCCUGGUGAUCCUUCUUCGCUGAGUGAUGAGCAUCAUUCAACACAACGUAAAAAUUCGGGACGACCACAUCGACCACGGUCGUCAGCAAUGAAUGGCGAUAAUUAUAUCAAGAAAAUAUUCGUUAGUGGAUUUACACCAGGUAAAAAGCGUCAGAAAAAGACCAUAUAA
Adineta steineri is the source of this 813-nucleotide messenger RNA. The record is from the annotation of a GenBank genome assembly. Lineage: Eukaryota; Metazoa; Rotifera; Eurotatoria; Adinetida; Adinetidae.